AUGGGAUGUGCAUGCUGUGCCGUCGCGGAGGAGUUUAAAGACCCCAGGGCGAUAAUCUACAACGGCUUUGAUGAGAGCAGUGUGUCUGUAGCAUUCAUUCUUGACAAUCAGUUCGGUGCCACCACAUUUACAGGGCGAGUCCGAAUCUACACCUUUACUGGCCACUUUUUGAGCACAUCCAUCUCUUGGGACUGCGUAGUGGGAGGCGGCGGCGACUACAUGAAAUAUCGCGGCACGAUUUCUGAGGAGAAGAUCACCGGCACUUUCGAGUAUUCCGUUAAUGGCUUUGGUGGAGGUGGCGGUUUUCGACUCCAGGCAAAGGAUAGAAGCAGAACUUUGCAAGCCGUGGCCGAGGAGAACUUGUCCAGGGCACUUAGCAUCAAGAAGGCUCCAGAAAGCUCGGAAGCAGCUGUGGAAGAUGCCAGUUGA
Symbiodinium sp. CCMP2456 is the source of this 429-nucleotide messenger RNA. NCBI's taxonomy places the organism in Eukaryota, Dinophyceae, Suessiales, Symbiodiniaceae. The record is from the annotation of a GenBank genome assembly.